Molecule: messenger RNA, 592 nt
Organism: Pistacia vera
Lineage: Eukaryota; Viridiplantae; Streptophyta; Magnoliopsida; Sapindales; Anacardiaceae
Product: protein CHLORORESPIRATORY REDUCTION 7, chloroplastic
Exons: 3
Coding region: 82-576 (164 amino acids)
Cellular component (GO): chloroplast stroma
Source: RefSeq, a predicted model, not a curated record
GGAUUUUUAAAGUUUAUCAUGUUAUCUUCAAAACGUAUCCUGCCAAGUGCCGCAACUUAGACUUACUUCAAAUACAGAGAAAUGCUGACUUUUGCAGGCAAAAUGGUUUCAAUGGAGACAGCCUUCAGUAACCAACUACUAAUAAACCGAGUUCAUAGUUUCAUCUGUAUAAAUGAAUCAAGACAGCAUACUCUUGCACCAUUUGUUCAAGCAUGUUCUCUUGGGGUAACUGAGAAUUUGAAUUCUUCAUUAAAUUCCAAACUGCCCAAAAUGGCGAGCCCGCGAAACAAUGAAGUACAGAUUUUUGCAACAAGGAAGAGGAGAAUGGCAUAUUCACGAACUGAAACUUAUGUGCUGCUUGAGCCUGGCCAAGAUGAGAAGUUUGUAUCAGAAGAUGAGUUGAAAGCGAAAUUGAAAGAUUUGUUAGAAAACUGGCCAGGAAAGGCCUUGCCGCGUGACCUUGCAAGAUUUCCAACUAUUGAUGAGGCUGUUUCUUUCCUAGUAAGUUCUGUCUGUGAACUUGAACUCGAUGGAGAUAUUGGUUCAAUCCAAUGGUAUGAAGUUCGAUUAGAGUAACGAAAUCAUACAAAAA